Molecule: messenger RNA, 702 nt
Organism: Ambispora leptoticha
Lineage: Eukaryota; Fungi; Glomeromycota; Glomeromycetes; Archaeosporales; Ambisporaceae
Source: the annotation of a GenBank genome assembly
AUGUUUUCAAACCUUGAAGGACCAUUACCGAGUGCAAUGCGAGGAAAACAUUUACUAGUGCUUGGCGCAUAUAGUCGUCUUGGAAGUCAAGUUGUAUGUCAAGCGCUUGAGGCAUCAUAUCACGUUACGGCAUUGGUUCAAACCGACAAAUCGUUGCCAUUCACUCGUGCACAGCUACAAAACCCAAAUUUGGUGAUUUGUGUCGGUUCGACUUUAUCACGAAAAGAUCUUGAAAAAGUUGUCGAAGGCAAAGAUGCGAUAAUAAACUGUCUUUACCCUAGUAAUAAACCAUGGAAAAACAACAAUCCCAAUCUACUUUCCACUACGCAAAAACUAUUGAACGAAGUCAUGAUUGCACAUGGUGUCAAACGGCUAAUUGUGGUUCGACUUAAAACAGAAGGCUUAACUGUGAAUAAAUCAUGGUCGUGGAUAUUCACCGAAAACAAAACCCAAAAUGAUAAAGAGCAACAAGAGAAAUUGAUUAUGGAAAAUUCGGAAAACAUAGAUUGGACAAUAAUUAACGUUGGAAAAUUGUCAAACGGAAAACUUACGGAAAAUUAUUCGCUCGAAGGGGACGAAGGAGAAGCAAACAAAGCUGUUCAAAAGAAAAUUUCGAGAGCUGAUGUAGCACAUUUUAUCCUUCAAGAAAUUGGAUUCGGGAAGUGGAUUAAACGUACCCCAUUGAUACAUGGCGAAGAGUAA